Paramecium sonneborni is the source of this 1964-nucleotide messenger RNA. The record is from the annotation of a GenBank genome assembly. NCBI's taxonomy places the organism in Eukaryota, Ciliophora, Oligohymenophorea, Peniculida, Parameciidae.
AUGUAAUAGUUAUUUUGGAAGAAAAUUGAAAUUGACAACAGUAUGUGAAAAAUUCAAAUUUAUUAGAGAAACAUGGUCGUCCACCAAAGUUAGAAGAAUGUGUUAAUUUAGUAUAUUUGAUUGAUCAGAAUCGAUAUUUAUACUUUGGAGGCAAGAACCCAUUCAAUAUUAAAGAUUUAUAAUAGGAAGGUAUUUAAUUGAAUUAAAAGUAAUAGAGAAGUAGCCAUCUCCACCAAAAAGUGAUGGAAUAUCAUUUAAAAUAGGUGCUCCAAAGUAAACAAGAGUUAGCAGUCCAUUUAGUAAUUAAGAAUGCUAGGAUUAUGUAUAUAUUUUGGAUCCAGCCACAUAUUAAUGGAGUAUUAAGAAAUGUACAGGAAAACCACCAACUAGAAGAACAAGUGCAUAAGUAUGGUAUGAAGCCCCAUUAUUAUAUGUAUAUGGAGGCAUUACAUAUGAAAAUAAAACUGUUAAUGAUUUAUACAUAUUGAAUACAGAAAAGUUUGUUUGGAAAAGAUUCUUUUAUUUAGAAGGACCACCAGGUAGAUUACAUUUUGGAUUCUCCACAUAAGGAAUUAAAAAAUAUUUAAUGGGAGGAGCUAGUAUGCCAGAAAAUCUAUUGAUGGAUGAUGUAUGGCAAUUAUCAGUAACAAAUCUAAAUUUUUAAAUAUUAGUUUGAAAAUGUAGCAUGGGAAACUUAAUCAUUAGAAUUACCUGGAAUCACUUGGGAAAGACUUCCAUUUGAUGAUAUGCCAGCAAUUAAAGCACAUACUAUGAUAUAAGUUUCAGAUAAAGAAUUAUUAGUAUAUGGAGGAUUUAAUAAACUAAAACAAUGCUAAGAUCGAUGUUUAUUAUUGGAUAUAGAAACUUAUGAUAUUAGUUAAUUAGAAUUAAAGGGAUAAUCACCAGGAUAAAGAGCAUUUCAUGUACAUAAAUAUGUUAUAUUUUUAGGAACUAUUAGUAGUAAAGGAGAAUUUGUUAUGUUUAUAUGGUGGAUAUAAUGUAAAUGAAAAUUAAUUAAAAAAUUGUGAACCUUUGAAUGAUUUAUAUUUAUUGAAUUUGAAUGAAGGAUAUUGGUCAAAACCUGUAGCAGGUGGUUAUAUACCAACUCCAAGAUUUGGUUAUGUAAUGUCAUGUAAUUAAAAUGAAAUACAUGGUGAGAUUUUAUUAUUAGGAGGACGUUUAAAUGAUGGAAGUGUUGAUUAAUGCAUCUAUGUUUUACAUGAAUUAGAUAUGGAAGCAAGAGAGGCUUGGGAUGAAAAAGAUGAGAAAGAAAAGAAUAAAUAUGAUACUUAUAGAGAAUUAAAGAAAGAGAAUAAGAAUGUGACAGUUCCAACUAUGACAUUAGUAUUUGAUGAAGCAGAAAAGAUUAUAUUAGAAUAAAAGAGAACAAUAGGAGAAAAAGAAAAGGAUUUAAAAUAAUUAUAGACCAAUUCUAUGUAACUUGAAUAGAAAGCAGAAAAAUUGUAAGAAUAAAUAGAUGUAGGAAAAUUGAAGAUGGAUUAAGAUCUUGAGAAUACAAGAAUUGAGAUAACAGAAUUAAAUUAGAAAGCAGAUUAAAGUCAAACUACUAUUGAUAAGAUAUUAUAAUUAUUAGCUUUUGAAAGAAAAAAGAGAAAACUUGUAUAUAGAAAAACUUUGGCUCUUGAAGAUCUUUAUAGAAAAACAUCAUUAUAUAUAUUUGAGAUGGACAAGGUUUUUGUAAAAGGAUAGAGUGAAAAUCUAUUAGAGACUUCAAUAAACGAAGAUAUACUUAAUGUUAUUGAUUAGAGAAAACAAGAAUAUAAAAAUAUUCUUAUAUCAUUUCAUAAAUCAUUUGAAGAAAGGUAUAAAUAAGAAAUGCAAGUGAGACAACAAAUUAGAAGCAAUAAAGAUAUCUUAAAAUAGUUCCACAAUAUUAAUGAGGUUUACAAGAAGACUUUGGUUAAAGAAGAUCGAGAAUAUUUAGAUAAAAAAAUAUGAUGUGU